Aspergillus pseudonomiae is the source of this 315-nucleotide messenger RNA. RefSeq names its product thioredoxin family protein. Gene Ontology annotation, molecular function: protein-disulfide reductase activity. The transcript has 2 exons. The coding region runs from base 1 to 315 and encodes 104 amino acids. NCBI's taxonomy places the organism in Eukaryota, Fungi, Ascomycota, Eurotiomycetes, Eurotiales, Aspergillaceae. The record is from RefSeq and is a predicted model, not a curated record.
AUGCCUACCAACCUCGAAAGCUCCGACGCCUUGCAAGAAGCCUUGAAAUCUGAAAAUUUAGUCGUCAUCAACUGCCAUGCCGUGUGGAACGGUCCCUCUAGGCUCUUCGCCCCAAAGUUUGUCCAUUUUGCAAGAGAAUACCCGCAAGUAGGCUUUUAUAUGCUCAACGUGGAUGAAGUUUCGAAUGUUGCUGCAGAACUCGGCGUCCGUGCUAUGCCAACCUUCUACUUUUUUAGAAAUGGCGAAAAGGUUGGCGAGGUUAUUGGGGCCAACCCUGCAGCUGUCAAGGCUGCUAUUGACAAGUAUCAUGCGUGA